UUGUAGAAGUUAGUCGCAGCUGAUCUGCCGGGCAGUAAGGUAUCGAGUGCACGUAUCCGUCAGUUCUUCGUUUCGCGCGAACUAGUAAAGCGUGUGAGAAAUCGUGGCUAGUGUUAUUUUUGACAGUGACCAGAGUGCAGAGAUUGGGAAUAUUUGGCGGAGGACCUGUUUCUACAGCGAAUUGCAGCAGCUCCGAUACUGAUUCCGUGCCGACAUUGGUUUAACCCUCGCGCUUGUCGUGCUGUAAGUGGCAUCGGGUAGGUAUCGGAUCAAUCGGGAAUUCCUUAGAGUUGACGCCCGUCGAAAUGCUGUAAUGGCAUCGGGUCUAGCAUCCGGACCACUCGGGGGAGUCUACCUAUAGUUCGUCAGCCGGGCCCUUCUCCAUCGGAGCAACUGCGGGGAUCUAUUUACCGAACAAUUAGCCCCAGCGUAUAUGAUCCUGGAGGGUAGUACACACGUCUUCCAGCUGCAAUUGUUGUCACAGACCGACUUUGGUUCGAAAUUGUUUUGGAAGGCGGCCGGAUCAAAAUUGAAAUUGACGCCUACUAAAGGUGGGAUGAGUUAGGCGUAGGUACAUCCAGGCCUUAUUCACUUGGCUUGGCUCUUACAACCAGUGGUAGCAGUGACAAUCGGCAUCGUAUUGCGAGGGCGUGCCUGACCCGAGGGAUGUCACUUCUGUCACCUCGGGGGGGCCGGAAGGCUUCCAUCCUCUGCUUUGCGGGACUGCUUUUUCUUCUGGUCCUUUAUCAGCUCGGUAUCAUCUGCGGGUCCUCCAAAGAUGGACCGACUUCGGUGAUGAUUGCCAAAGAGAAAUAUGUGAUGGGUGCUUCGGACCACAAAGUCUAUACCUACGACAGAACAAUGCCGUUGAUAUUCAUCGGCGGUGUGCCCAGGUCAGGAACAACUCUGAUGCGAGCAAUGCUUGACGCCCACCCCGAUGUAAGGUGUGGUCAAGAGACUAGGGUUAUACCUCGUAUUCUACAGAUGAGAUCUCACUGGUUGAAGUCUGAACGAGAAAGUAUUAGACUAGAGGAAGCUGGAAUCUCAAAAGAGGUGAUGAACAGCGCGAUUGCCGCAUUUUGCUUGGAAGUGAUCGCAAGACACGGUGAGCCAGCUCCUCGCUUGUGCAACAAAGAUCCACUCACCCUCAAGAUGGGCUCAUACGUCCUCGAACUUUUCCCAAAUGCAAAAUUCCUCUUUAUGGUACGCGAUGGGAGAGCAACAGUUCAUUCCAUUAUCUCGAGAAAGGUAACAAUCACAGGAUUCGAUCUCACCUCAUACCGACAAUGUCUGACGAAAUGGAAUCACGCUAUUUCCGUGAUGCACGGUCAGUGUAAGGAGGUAGGCGCUGAUAAAUGUCUGAUGGUUCCUUAUGAGCAGUUGGUUCUUCAUCCCAAAGAUUGGAUGAAGCGAAUACUGGCCUUUCUUGAUGUUCCAUGGAACGAAUCUGUGCUUCAUCAUGAAGAGUUCAUCAACAAACCUGGAGGUGUACCUCUCAGCAAGGUUGAGCGGUCAUCGGAUCAGGUAAUCAAGCCCGUAAACCUCGAGGCGCUGACCAAGUGGGUCGGCCACAUCCCGGAUGACGUCGUUCGCGACAUGCCCGACAUCGCCCCGAUGCUCUCGGUUCUCGGCUACGAUCCCUACGCCAAUCCCCCAGUUUACGGAGCCCCGGACAGCUUGGUCAGCGACAAUACCAGAAGAGUCUUAGCUGAGGGUCAAAUAUGGGCAGCGAAAGUAAAGAAGCUAGCACUUCAGGAAAAACCUCUUCAGCCACCAUCUGCGUCUACUAAAGAUUCCAGUGACCUGCCAAAUGCGUGACACCGAGUUUAUAUCCUCUUCGGAAUGCGCCAGCACAACUUGAAUGUGUACAAUUACUAUUAUUACGUUUAACCAGACUCACGAACAGAGUAUCGAAUUUAUCGUCGUUCAUUUCACCCGAAUUAGGACGAUGACCAAGAAGCCUACAAUUAACGCGUCGUAUCCCUGGCAAUAUAUCGCAUUACAACAUUACACCAUGUUGUUAUACCACUUCCUAAUUAAGAUAUACCUUAUUGGUAAUGUUGGGUAAAAUAGAAGAAGAAGCAGAAAUGUGGCUGUAAAGAUAAACUGAUGCCAAACAAAUUAUACGUAUUGCAAGAUGACACUAAAUUUUUCUUUAUUUUCACUGUGUUAAAGUUGAUACUCAGUUCUAAUACUUUUCGCGUAAAAACUUGAUCCUACUUUCAAAUAUUUCACUUCUCUUUUAUGGCAGUCAGGUGUAAAAACUAUUAUAUUCCAACUAGCAAUUAUACUGAUAUUACCAACAGUUACAAGCAUAUUAAGUUUAGAUGUUUUAAUAAGAUUAUAAUCAAAUUGGGUUCCUCAAUAUUUAGAAGACAAAAAAAUAUGCGGACAUACCCUGUAUAGCUGCGUUUACAAAUGAAAUUCAGUAUUUUUCACUUUGCCCCAACAAUGUUCAACUAAUCAUUACUUAGUAUUCAAUGAAUAACAAUACACUUGAGACACAAUCACUAAUCCUGGUUAAAAUUGCGUGAAUAUACAAGUAUGUAGUGAAAAGAUAUACAUAUUAAAACGUAUAGAAAGAUACUAGAUUUUAGUGAAAAUUUUUACGUUUUUACAGUAUUUUCUGCAAUUUCUAUCCUAAUCUGCACGAAAUUUUAAACCAGGAAUCUAAGAGAAACAGAUUUUUAAAUAUUCAAAGAUUUUUAGUUGAUCCACAGCUGUGUUACGUACAAUAUUUGAAAAACAUAUUAUCAGUACAUUUAUGUAAACAUACGACAAAAUCAUUUUAUCCACCGAUGAUGUAUAAUUGCACUCCUAGGAUAUAUGAAAUCUUAAUUAUACUGAAUGGUAUACGUCCUCGUAGUCUGACAAAUAUAUUACUGUCGAAUAUUAUCGUAAUUAUUACUAUUAUUGAAACGAAUAUUUUGCCAGGUUACCAUCGUGAUUAAUUUCUACACAAAUAGUCGGCUCCUCCAUUUUGAAGCACACUAAAAUGCAAGGUACUUCAAUAGGCAUAGAAAAGUCAAAAGUAUCGUGGUAUCGACCAAUGGCCAGUAAAUAAUAGU
Molecule: messenger RNA, 3068 nt
Organism: Neodiprion virginianus
Lineage: Eukaryota; Metazoa; Arthropoda; Insecta; Hymenoptera; Diprionidae
Gene: Tpst
Product: protein-tyrosine sulfotransferase
Exons: 11
Coding region: 667-1818 (383 amino acids)
Biological process (GO): peptidyl-tyrosine sulfation
Cellular component (GO): Golgi apparatus
Molecular function (GO): protein-tyrosine sulfotransferase activity
Source: RefSeq, a predicted model, not a curated record